Kwoniella botswanensis is the source of this 597-nucleotide messenger RNA. RefSeq lists its product as uncharacterized. Gene Ontology annotation, cellular component: cytoplasmic vesicle; cytoskeleton; cell projection. Bases 1 to 597 code for a protein of 198 amino acids. Gene Ontology annotation, biological process: establishment or maintenance of cell polarity; cortical cytoskeleton organization; small GTPase-mediated signal transduction. The record is from RefSeq and is a predicted model, not a curated record. NCBI's taxonomy places the organism in Eukaryota, Fungi, Basidiomycota, Tremellomycetes, Tremellales, Cryptococcaceae. The transcript is spliced from 9 exons. Gene Ontology annotation, molecular function: protein kinase binding; GTP binding; GTPase activity.
AUGGCAGCUACGCGGAACAUCAAGUGUGUCGUGGUAGGAGACGGUGCCGUAGGAAAGACAUGUCUUUUGAUCUCAUACACUACCAACGCCUUCCCAGGCGAAUACGUCCCAACAGUAUUCGACAACUAUUCAAGUCAAGUGAUCGUAGAUGGAAUGACAGUCUCUUUAGGUUUGUGGGAUACCGCAGGUCAAGAAGAUUACGACCGAUUAAGACCUCUAUCAUACCCUCAAACAGACGUUUUCUUACUUUGUUUCUCGGUAGUAUCGCCAGCUUCUUUCGAGAACGUAAGAACGAAAUGGUAUCCUGAAAUUCAACACCAUUCCCCCGGAACACCUAUCAUCCUCGUCGGUACUAAGCUCGAUCUUCGUGACGAUCCUUUACAACUUGAGAAAUUGAGAGAUCGAAGACAAGCUCCUAUCCAAUAUCCCCAGGGAUCGGCCAUGGCAAAUGAUAUCAAAGCUGCUAGGUAUCUCGAGUGUUCAGCUUUAACACAAAAGAACCUCAAAUCAGUAUUUGACGAAGCUAUCCGUACCGUCCUCAACCCAAAUCGACGUGCUGGUAAAGCUAAGAAAUCCAGCGGUUGUGUACUCAUGUAA